Ziziphus jujuba (common jujube) is the source of this 1170-nucleotide messenger RNA. RefSeq lists its product as uncharacterized. Bases 233 to 856 code for a protein of 207 amino acids. NCBI's taxonomy places the organism in Eukaryota, Viridiplantae, Streptophyta, Magnoliopsida, Rosales, Rhamnaceae. The transcript is spliced from 6 exons. The record is from RefSeq and is a predicted model, not a curated record.
CUGUCUUCCUCACUCAGUUUCUCUCUCUCUCUCUCCCUCUCUAUCCCAAAAAACCUUUCUCUUUGGUUUGGAAGCAGAGCAGAGAGGAAGAAAAACAAAAUCUGAAAUUUCCUACCUCUCUCUAUUUCUUCCUUAUUUAUUCCUGAGACUUCUAAGCUAAUUUAUCCAACAUUUUUCUUCUUCGGAGUCUCCUGUAUAAGGACAUUCUGGGUCAGAAAUUCAUACUAAUAGUAUGAGCACUAGGGGUGCUAGGGGGACUACAGUUAGAGCGUAUCGGCGAAGGAAGGCAAAUUUGGACUUUGACCUCAAUCGCGAACCACCAGGUGAUAAUCGGGAUCAGGAGGGAACUUCAACUCAGGUGGGGCCUGAGAAUGUUCAAGGGAGUCAACAAGGGCACUCUAUAGCACCUGUUACAAUUGAUGUUGAUUCCAUUGAGGCCAUUGACGAUGAUGUCAUUGAGUCCUCUCCAACGGCUUUUGCUGAAGCUAAAAACAAUUCCAGAAGGACUCGAGGAAGGAUUGUAGUUGAUGUAGAUUCGGAAGAACGAACUAGGGCUACUCGCAAGCGCAGAAGAAACAAUACCUUUAUUAAUUGCGAAGUUUACAUAAAUUUGGAAAGCAAUAGCAACUCCAUGAGAGAGAGUGCCACAGCACAACCUCCACCACCAAAGCAGCCCUCCUUUAGCUGUCCAAUUUGUAUGGGUCCAUUGGUCGAGGAAAUGUCAACUAAGUGUGGUCAUAUUUUCUGUAAGGCAUGCGUUAAGGCUGCAAUUACUGCACAGGGUAAAUGUCCAGUCUGUAGGAAAAAAGUCCUCAUGAAAGAACUCAUUAGAGUAUUCCUUCCUUCAACCUGUUGAGCAAUGCACUUGCCCAGAAUGACUGAUUGUGCUUUAUACAAAAUGCCUUUUUAGGGGAAGAUGCAAGAAUUGAUUAGCUAAUGGAGGAUGGAGGAUAUGUAUACUCAUGCAACUGAAAUAUUGUGCAGUUUGAACAAAUAUGCCUAAUAACAAUAGUGGUUUUUUUGGGUUAUGGAACAAUUUUAUCAAUUUUAUCUGGUUGGUUGUGAGAUGAAAUACUUUCUGUUCAUUUCAUGUUAAGAUGCCUGUACAUCUAAUAGGUGAUAGUAUGUUUUAGCCCUGGUAUUAAUGGGAAAUAGUCUUUUGGAUGGAAA